CAGGCCCUGUGGGGGUCCCAGGCAGGUGCGGGCGGAUCCCGGCCAGGCCCGGGACGAUCCCGGUUUUGGGAACCUCCCAGGGAAAAGGGCGGGGCCGCAGGAGGAGCUCGGCGCGGGAAGAUGACGUCAUCAGCGCCGCCAGGAGCCGGCGGAGCGCCUGCAGCACACGUGUUCCCGAUCAGCAUUUUAGAAUGCCAAAAAUGAUUGUGGAAAAAAAAGAGAAGAAGGCAGAAAAAAGAAAAAAGCUGAAGCAACAUGUGGCCCAAAAGGAUCAGGUAGAAUUGGAAACUAAACCAGCGAAGAAGAAGAAGCUGCAGGCUACAAAAGAAGAGGAAGAGCUUAUUGCAGAGGAAGAACUUACUCCAGAGGAAAAGAGAAAACUGGAAAGAAAAUUAAAAAAAGAACGCAAGAAGAAGGAGAAACAGCUGAUGAGGGAAGCUGGAAUCCCCAUUAAAAAGGUGCAGCCCAAAAAGCCAUCGGGAUCUGAGCGGGCUCUGGCCUAUUUAACCAGCUGGUCUAAAAACCCAGGAAAAUGGAAGUUUCAAAAGACAAGACAGACGUGGCUUCUCCUGCACAUGUAUGAUAAAGAGAAGGUUCCAGACAAGUAUUUCCCCAUUUUACUGGAUUAUCUGCAAGGUCUUCAGGGUGGUGCACGAGACAAAACUGUGCAGAAAGCUGAAGCUUUUAUGAAGGAAUUUGACGGUUCUGAUGGAGAAGACCCAAACCUUCUGGAGAAGUGCGAGCGCAUCAGACAAGUUCUACAACUGCUGUCCUGAGUGUAUUUCUGUGUCAUAAUUGUUGUCUGGUGGAGGGAAGGAGAGGAUGUCACAUACAGAGGCUGUAAAGGAUUUAUAAAGAUAAUACUAAAUUUUAUACUUGCAAUUUUUUCCAGCUGAAAAUAUUUAUCGUGUUCGGAGGUGAUGAAAUAAAAAUAACAUAUAUAGCCCAUAGUCUUGCUAUUAAUCUUACUGCACCUCUUUAGAAAAAUAAAUCUCUUUCCCUCUCAUUAGUUUUUCUCCAUCUCCCCCUCUAAUUACUGUUGAAUAUGAGGAACUUUGCAGCUCUUAAUAAGAAGAGCAAAGGAACCAACAGAAAGCCUGGAGGGUCUUUUACAAUGGCAGCUUUUAAAAUGAGUGUACAGUACAGUGCGUGCUCAGCCAGCUGUAAUCUCUCACUUUCAGCUUCAGAAGGAUGUCACUUGGAUUUGGGAAGGAUCAUUUUCAGUCUGUUGAACAUGGGUUGUACAACAUUUGCUUAGUACUUCACACGGUGAUCUGGAGAUACCAUCAGCUUUGUUGGUUUUCCUUUUAUAUUUUAAAGUUUUCAAAUGCAUUAGGGCAAUUGUUUAGAUACUCAGAUAAUGCACAGAUGGGAACAGAUCAAAUCCUUGACUAUAUGUGGUGAAAUCAUCAAAUUGUAGCAAAACUUAGCCUACAAUCAGAAGUGCUGUGCUGUAUCCAGCCUGCCAAUACUGCAUUUUCCUCCUGCAACUGGCAUCCAAAAGAGUUAAUUCACGUUCAUUCCUUUUGGCAUGGGGCAUUUGUCUCUUAUGAACGUGCUGAAAAUGAGGCUUUCAAAUAUAAACCAAGGACAUUAAUUACUCAAACUUGGAUGAUUGGCUUAUUUAAUAACACUGGUAUUCAGACACGGUUCUUGACCUGAUUUUUUAACGUUUCUGCAAACAUUGUUCAUACUUUAUUAAUAUCAACUAUAUGAAAUGUGUGGUGUUUUAGAAGAGUGUCUGUCUUUGGGAAUUACGAUUUUAAUUUGGGUGGGUGAAGGAGGGGAGGAUCUAUGGAUAUGCAGCCUGAUCUUGCAAUAAGAAGCGUUUGAGUGGAUUUGACAGCCUUCAUAGUCAUGGCUUAGUACAAAUCUUUAAAAGUAUGAAAUGUAUUACUAAUAGCAAAUAACUUAUGCUUUCUGACUUGCUGAGGAGGAGAUUUUCAGCCAAAAAAGACUAGAAACCAGCAUGCCCUCCUCUAAGAGAAUAACUGGGAUGGAGUUUGGCACAAGAAUGGGCAGAAUUGAGCAGCAGUGUCCAGGUUCUCCACUGAGGUGCUGACAGUGCCUUGGGACACAGCUGCAUGAGGGCUGCAGAGCAGCCAGAGCCUUUCUGAGCUGUAUAGCACUGAUCUUCCAGUCAGAAUCCUGCUGAAAGGGAUCUGUAAUAAAAGGAAGUGAUCCUGACAUUUAGUGAACUCAUAAAGAUCAUUGGGUCAUAUAUCUUACAUGUGAGAAUAUGCAGCUGGGAAAACCUGCUGUCACUCCAAGCAGAAGCUGAUACUUGUUUCUUUCCAUGAGGGAAAACAGGAAUUUCUCAGCGAUGAAGUUUUCAAAGUAUCUUUUUGUGAGUUUAUCAUUGAAUGUUAGAUGUCAGAGAAGAAUUUUUGUUCUCCCUCAAGAAAUUUGAACAUCGCCACUUUUGAUUUCUCUGUCACACAAAAAUGUGGGUCCUCAUUGAGCAUUUAACAUACCUUCUAUCUUAAAAGCACAAGCACAUUGCAACUGCACUUUGGAAAAGAAUUGUAAAAAAUAUGAUAAAGGUAAGAUCUGGGCAAAAAUAUGGGAACCUUUUAUAAUUUUUGACAUAUUUAGCAAGAUUUGCCUUUCUUUGACCUUAGUUCUGACCAUAUAUAAAUGCUGACAAAUCUGUAAGAAGAGAAGCUUUGUAGAUCAAGAGUGUCAUGUUUCAUUUUACAUCAAUUAAUAUUAAAAGCACAC
Molecule: messenger RNA, 2721 nt
Organism: Poecile atricapillus (Black-capped chickadee)
Lineage: Eukaryota; Metazoa; Chordata; Aves; Passeriformes; Paridae
Gene: CHLSN
Product: chromosome 14 C7orf50 homolog
Exons: 5
Coding region: 192-776 (194 amino acids)
Source: RefSeq, a predicted model, not a curated record